Messenger RNA from Verticillium alfalfae VaMs.102, 312 nucleotides. RefSeq lists its product with no specific name. The record is from RefSeq and is a predicted model, not a curated record. The transcript has a single exon. Lineage: Eukaryota; Fungi; Ascomycota; Sordariomycetes; Glomerellales; Plectosphaerellaceae. The coding region runs from base 1 to 312 and encodes 103 amino acids.
AUGCCGCCCCCUCCUGUACGGGCCAUGCCUCGGUUCACCCCGCCGCCGCCGCCGCCUCCACCAAUGCCUCACACAUACGUGCCACGGCAGCCGAGCCCCGUGAACUACAUGCCCAUGCCCAUGGCAAGUGGUGCCAAUGACGGCUUCUUCGACUUGAAUGCGUCGCAGGAACCAAUGCCUUCGGGGCCGACCCCGGCAUUCUUCGAUCUCGGAUCACCGCCGCCUCCCAAUGCACCAGCAGCAGCACCCGCCUUCUUCAAUGUGGGCAACGGCGGAGGUGGGGAUCGAAAGUAUGAAGACUGGAGCGACUGA